Molecule: messenger RNA, 3423 nt
Organism: Carica papaya (papaya)
Lineage: Eukaryota; Viridiplantae; Streptophyta; Magnoliopsida; Brassicales; Caricaceae
Product: Ppx-GppA phosphatase
Molecular function (GO): pyrophosphatase activity
Source: RefSeq, a predicted model, not a curated record
GCUUUUGAAGAAAAACAAAGCUAAUGGCUUUCUUCUUACGCGAGGGAGGUCGAUCUCCCAGAGAAGUAGAAGAAACGAUGAGCACGAGUCUCCAUUUAGAAGCAAAUGCCUCGCCGGAAGCCCUAUUCGCCUCCGUUGAUAUGGGCACUAAUUCUUUCAAGAUGAUCAUAGUCCGUGCAGAUCACUCUGGCAGGUUUUUUGUGAUAGACAAGCUCAAAGAUUCCGUUGUCUUAUCUCGCGAGUCUUCUUGUUCUAUCUCCGCCCAAUCCCAGCUCCGUGCUCUUCAAUCCCUGCGAAAAUUCAAGCGCCUAAUUCUCUCUCACAAUGUACCUCCCAGACAAACCCGCUGCGUAGCCACCGCAGCAGUACGAGAAGCCGAAAAUAGGAGAGAGUUUGUCGAGUCUGUGUUUGAGGACGUCGGGUUCCACGUCGAUGUAUUGUCCGGCGAAGACGAAGCAAGGUUAAUUUAUCUGGGUGUGCUUCAGUUUUUGCCGAUUUAUGAAAAUCGUGUGUUGACUGUGGACAUAGGAGGUGGGUCUACUGAAUUUGUUAUAGGGCAGUACGGUAAAGUGAAAUUUGCGGUUUCUUUGCUGUUGGGUCAUGUGAUUCUAACUCAGAAAUUUGUUAAAAAUGGCGAUGAAAUGCUGAGAAUGAGGGAGCAUAUCAGGAUGGUUCUUGAGGAAUCGGGGUUGGUCGAGAAAGUGAGGGAGCUUGGUGGUUUUGAUGUUGCUGUUGGGUCUUCUGGUACGAUAAGAGCUAUUGAGAAGGCAGUUUUUCACGGGUUUGCGAGAGAGAUAGCCUCUGAUAAUGAGGUGCCUGUUGGGGAGUGUAAGAGGGAUUGGAGGUUUAAUAGAGGAGAAUUGAGAAGUGUUGCAGAAAGGUUAUGUGGAGGAGGAGGAGGAGGAGGAGGAGGAGAGGGAGAAAUUAUCAGGAGAAAUGGGUUUUUCAAGAGGAGAUCAGAGUUCAUUGUUGCUGGUGCAGUUUUGUUGGAGGAGAUAUUUGAAGUUCUUGACAUUGAGGAAAUGGUGGUUUCUGGAUAUGCAUUGGGUGAGGGUGUCAUAGCUGAGACUUUGGCUAACGUUUUCGAUGGCAAUGAGUUGAAUGCCAAUGCCAGGUGGCAGUCUGUUGUACGACUUGCUACUAGGUUCAACAGCAAGAAAAGGAUGAAAGCUGCGGCACAAUGUGCCAGGAUCGCAAGGGAAAUUUUUGAAGGAAUUAGAAAGUCCAAUGAGCUUGCUAAUAAUCAAGUUAAAUUUAGAGUCUCCUUGGAUGCAAAGGACCUUGAAUGUCUCGAAGCUGCUUGUUUGCUUCACAAUAUAGGGGCCUUCACAGGUCAAAAGGGUUACCACAAGCAAUCUUAUCAUAUUAUUAUGAAUGGUGAUCAUCUUAAUGAAUACAGUGGUGAGGAGCUCAAGAUUAUAGCUCUUCUUGCAAGACAUCACAGGAAGAAAUUUCCAAAGUUUGAUCAUCCUUCUAUGAAUGAUUUUCCUAAUGAGGUUAAGCUGAAAUUCAGGUUUCUUUGUGUAAUUAUACGCAUGUCUUUUAUAUUACAGCAGAGCAAAUGCGUGAACUUCCAAGAAAUGAAAUUUUCACAAUCUUGCCAAGGUUUCAAAUUGGUGUUUAAGGAACUUGAAGACCAAUUUCUUUUGCCUGGUUCCAAACAACCUGUGGUAGAGAUCAUUGAGACAGAAUUAAUGCAAGAGUUAGAACAUUUUAAGAAGUUGCUAUAAUUUACACUCGCAGGUUUUCAAGCAGGACUUCUUGAUUUUAACUUCAGAAUAAUGAGAAUGACGAAAUUGGUUGUGGAUGAGAUGUCAGCCAUUCUAUAUACCAGGUGGCAUAGAUGGUUUUAAUUUGAUACACUUAAGAAACAAGUUACUUGGUAUGUUGGUAUUAUUCUUUUUCAUGGGAACUGAGUUUCAUGGUUGAUUCGAUAAAUUUAUUCUAUUGUCAAGUUGUCUUGUGGAACAUCCUAAUAUGUGUAUUUCAUUGGCCUUACUCAUGACAUUGAUAAGCAUACUUCUCAUGGUUUAUAUUCUACCUUUAUUUUAGGCUGUUUUUUUUUUUAAAUGAAACCUUUAAAAUAGACUUUUAUGACCUUUGGGAUCGAUGUCAGGGUUCUCUCCUGUCUUUAUAGCUUUCUAUCUCUGUUUUUCCUUGAAAUUUACUUCGGUUGCUAUUGAAUUAAUAGAAUUUCAUGCUUCCUAAUGUUUCUUGAAGCAAAAAGAGAAAGAAAAAAGGUGCAAAAAGUCCUGUUUAAUAAAAGUGAAUGAUUAAUCAGUUAUUUCUCUCAUGUCCCAAGACAUACCAAUAAUAGUACUAGUGGUUCCUAAAGGUAACUUAUUUGAAUAACUAGUCGGAUCGUCAUAUUCAAUGUAAAACUUUCAGGAAAGACCCAUCAUUUGACUUGAUUAGUGGCUCUUUGUUUUUCAAACUGAAUGGUUUCAUUUUUGUAAAUUUCCAAGUAGAAAGAUGUUUGAGAUUUCAUGUUGAUUCAUUUUGUUUUAUAUUUUUCAAUUUGUUGACAUCUGUCUUUGGAUCCUUUUAAGUGAUAAAAUCUUUAUUUUGUUGCUACUUAUAUGCAGUCCUGUGCUCGGAUCUGGUGAUCCAGUCAACAAAAUUCUGAAUGAUUUAUUCUCAGUGUCACUUAACUGCAGGCACCAUGACCUUAGUGGCUUUGUUUUGUAGUAAGUUCCCAGUAUACCCUCGCUCAAGGCAUCAGCCAGGUCUUGUUCUGAAGUAUCUCCCAGGCGGCAGACAUGUGCUUCACCUGUUUGUGUAUUUGACAUAUCAGUGACUGGCAAAUUUUGAAUCAGGUCUGAUGAAAGCUUGAAUUAUUGGUCUCUACAUCUGGUGUACGGUAACAUGGUCUGCAAAUUGCAGUGUUCCACGGAGAGCCAUGUCAUGUUGAUUUGUAAGUGAAGGCAGGAGUGGACACCAGAGACAGGUUUAUUUAGUAAGAUUGUUCUGUUCAUUAUGAAAGCCUCUAUGUUUGUUUCUAGAUGUACUACUUCUGACGGCAACAAAGCAUUAACAGCACCUAUUGCCUACAAAAAAUUUUACAAUUCCUUGGUUAAAAAUCAAUUCGCCGCAAUGUCACGAUGUUGCAUAGCUGUUGGAAUUCGGUUCAAGACAUUCAUCAUCAAAAGGGUAAAGAUAAAAAUGCAUUGUGGUUGAACCCCUCUGUCAUAGAAGGUAAGGUUGGCCGAUAAUUUUCUGCAGUACCAAUACUAAGUAUCAAUAUGGGUUCUUUUAUGGCUGACUUAGAGGCAUUGUGUCUUUACAUAACUUUCAAAUAUCUCUUAGUAAUUCAGCAACUUUUGUAUGGUUAUUACUUCGUAUCUUGCGGUUUACAAACAAUGUUAAGUAUUUAUUAUAAAAUUAUUGAACGACCGUGUGAAGUAUUAUAGAUUUGUGGCGGAA